This is a messenger RNA of Chroicocephalus ridibundus (black-headed gull), 3949 nucleotides long. It is a transcript of the gene FOXP1, whose product is annotated as forkhead box P1. Gene Ontology annotation, molecular function: RNA polymerase II cis-regulatory region sequence-specific DNA binding; DNA-binding transcription repressor activity, RNA polymerase II-specific. Gene Ontology annotation, biological process: regulation of transcription by RNA polymerase II. The transcript has 20 exons. Gene Ontology annotation, cellular component: nucleus. NCBI's taxonomy places the organism in Eukaryota, Metazoa, Chordata, Aves, Charadriiformes, Laridae. The record is from RefSeq and is a predicted model, not a curated record. The coding region runs from base 1123 to 3171 and encodes 682 amino acids.
UAAACUUGCGUUUUACCUGCUUUGACCAAACGUUGAUGGCACUAAUGACAGCUUCUUAAUUAGACAAAGUUUCAAGAAUGUCGACGAAGAAACUUGCUGCUUGUGCUCUUAGUCCACGGUUUGCUUUAAUGUUUCGGCGGAGGGAAAACAGGCAUUCCACUCGAUUUAGUAUUAUUUUUACAGUUUCCGUUACUGCUGAGAAGCUCCUACUUUUUGUAAGUUUGAGAGAGCCUGAAAUAAUUCAAGUUCUCAGAGAAGCGAGCGUAGGCAAGGAGGUACCGUGCAUCUUUGCAACUAGAUUUGGGAGAAGAAGGGGAAAUCAGGGCUACUGGUUUCAAUUUCUCCCUCUGAAUCUUUUUCCCUGCACAUUUUAUUUGAACUAUCUCACAACCAUAUUGAAUGGAGCAGGGCACUGGGGGAGGAAGCUCUUCACUAGUUACCAUUCAAAAGGUGUCGGCUAAAAUCUCAUUGCAAAAAGCAUGUUUUCACACCCGGCGAGCGGUUCAGCGGAGAUAGGAGCCAGAAAGCCUUUGCUAAGUGGAAUUUAUACACGUUGCGCACUAGAGAUCAGCAGCGUCUUUGUGACCAUUCUUAGAGGUUCCUGGCACCCAAACUUUACUGAAAUGCUUAGAAAGGUACAGCCGGGCUCGCAGUCCGUGACUUCAUGCCGCUGAGGACACGCGUAAGUGCUCGGCCGCGCUAAAGCACAGGGGUUUUUACAUUGCGAGUCUGGUUUUGCGUUGGCCAAGUCCUUGCAAAAGUGUCUCGUUGCACUAAGGAAUGGAAAAUCUCGUGGUUGCUCGAAGCGCUUGCUUUUGGGCUGACAGAAGCGCUGCUCGCAGCCUGCUGCUCUCACCAACUCCUGUGCCGUCGGAUUCCCGCAGCUCCCGGUGCGUUGGGAAUUGCCGCUACCAUAGUCUGCUGAGAACAUUUUUCCUGAGUGACUCCGGCUUCCAGACACAUUUGCCAUGAUAAGGGUUUCGAUCCUUUCCUAUAUUUGCCCUGAGUCAUGAAUGGAUAUGUGUGAUGCCUGCAAGUAAAACUGGGUAAGAAGAGUGACCUUUUUGGGUGGCUGUAACUGAAGAUUGCUUUACUGGAGCAUCUGAAGAAGGUUUUUGAGUCAUGAUGCAAGAAUCUGGGACUGAGACAAAAAGUAAUGGUUCAGCCAUUCAGAAUGGAGCGAGCAGUGGCAACCAUUUACUAGAGUGCAGCCUGCGGGAAGUGAGAUCAAACGGCGAGACACCUUCAGUUGAAAUUGGGGCUGCAGAUUUAGCACAUCUUCAGCAACAGCAGGCUCUCCAGGUGGCACGGCAGCUUCUACUGCAACAGCAGCAGCAGCAGCAACAGCAGCAGCAGCAGCAACAAGUUAGUGGAUUAAAGUCUCCGAAGAGGAAUGACAAACAGCCAGCCCUCCAGGUUCCAGUGUCGGUGGCUAUGAUGACACCUCAAGUGAUCACUCCCCAGCAAAUGCAGCAGAUCCUCCAGCAACAAGUGCUAACUCCCCAGCAACUCCAAGUCCUGCUCCAGCAGCAGCAGGCACUCAUGCUUCAACAGCAGCAGCUUCAAGAGUUUUAUAAGAAACAACAGGAACAGUUGCAGCUUCAACUUUUACAGCAACAACAUGCUGGAAAACAGCCUAAAGAGCCCCAGCAACAGCAGGUGGCUACGCAGCAGUUGGCCUUUCAGCAGCAACUCUUACAGAUGCAGCAGUUGCAACAGCAGCACCUCCUGUCAUUGCAGCGUCAGGGGCUGCUAACGAUCCAGCCUGGCCAGCCUACUCUGCCUUUGCAACCCCUUGCACAAGGCAUGAUUCCAACAGAACUGCAGCAGCUCUGGAAGGAAGUGACAAGCUCGCACACAGCGGAGGAGGCAGCCAGCAACAACCACAGCAGCCUGGACCUGUCCACCACCUGCGUCUCCUCCUCCGCGCCGUCUAAGACCUCCUUAAUCAUCAACCCACACGCCUCAACUAACGGACAGCUAUCGGUCCACACUCCUAAACGGGAGAGUUUAUCCCACGAGGAGCACUCACACAACCACCCACUCUACGGACACGGCGUAUGCAAAUGGCCGGGCUGCGAAGCAGUAUGUGAAGACUUCCAGUCGUUCCUGAAACAUCUCAACAGUGAGCAUGCGCUGGAUGAUAGAAGUACAGCCCAAUGUAGAGUACAAAUGCAGGUUGUACAGCAGUUAGAGCUACAGCUUGCAAAAGAUAAAGAGCGCCUGCAAGCCAUGAUGACACACCUGCAUGUGAAGUCAACUGAACCAAAAGCCACCCCUCAGCCCCUGAAUCUGGUAUCGAGCGUCACGCUUUCCAAGACAGCGUCCGAGGCGUCUCCGCAGAGCUUACCUCAUACUCCCACCACCCCGACUGCGCCCAUCACUCCCGUCACACAGGGACCGUCGGUCAUCACUACCACGAGCAUGCACAACGUCGGACCCAUCCGGAGGCGGUACUCGGAUAAAUACAACGUCCCCAUUUCUUCAGAUAUUGCCCAGAACCAAGAAUUUUAUAAGAACGCAGAAGUUAGACCACCAUUCACGUAUGCAUCUUUAAUUAGACAGGCCAUCCUCGAAUCUCCAGAAAAACAGCUAACACUAAACGAAAUCUACAACUGGUUCACGCGAAUGUUUGCUUACUUCCGACGCAACGCGGCGACGUGGAAGAAUGCAGUGCGUCAUAAUCUUAGUCUUCACAAGUGUUUUGUGCGAGUAGAAAACGUUAAAGGGGCAGUAUGGACAGUGGAUGAACAAGAGUUCCAAAAACGAAGGCCACAAAAGAUCAGUGGUAACCCUUCUCUUAUUAAAAACAUACAGACCAGCCACACCUACUGCACACCUCUCAAUGCUGCUUUACAGGCUUCAAUGGCUGAGAACAGUAUACCUCUAUACACUACUGCUUCCAUGGGAAAUCCCACUCUGGGCAAUUUAGCCAACGUGAUGAGGGAAGAGCUCAACGGUGCAAUGGAGCAUACGAACAGUAACGGGAGUGACAGUAGUCCAGGACGUUCCCCUAUGCAAGCAAUGCACCCCGUGCAUGUCAAAGAAGAACCGUUAGAUCCAGAUGAAAAUGAAGGCCCGCUAUCCUUAGUGACAACAGCCAACCACAGUCCAGAUUUUGAUCACGACAGAGAUUAUGAAGAUGAACCUGUAAAUGAGGACAUAGAAUGAGUAUGUCUGACAUCAUUAUCCUGAGAAUGAAGAUUGGAAGAACACGUCAAACUUAGCUGUGAAAUCUCUCCAUUAUUGUACAGUCUGGAGGAUUCUCAGUCCACUUUGACAACUAUGAAAUAUGUUAACUCUUAGUGCCAUCAAGUAUCCCAUUUGGGAGUAUUUUUGAUUUUUCUACUUUUUGUUGAAAAAAGGAAUUUGUACUCUGUGCAUUGGAUGGACUUGUUUGGUACUUGGGAUUUUCCUCUCUUACAGUCAACAUCAGUGUUGUAAAUUUGCUAAACUGAUUCACUCGCAUUUAGCAGCCAGCUGUGGACUGCAAGUCCUGCCAAUUUUGGACACUUGAGGACAUCAAACUGAGCAUGUACACCUGAACUGCAGAUCAAGUCUUUGCCCAGAUUUUAAGGAUUCCAAUGGACAACAUAUUUGCACAGUACUGCAUGUUGAUUAUCACUGCCUUUACUCCAUUUUUUUUGUUUUUUGGUUGGUUUCUUUUUUUUUUUUCCGCUUCCAUUUGGGAUGGGGAAGGCCUGUGUGUGCACGUGUGUGGAUAUGUGUGUGUGCGUGUGAGCGUGUAUAUCGGGGAGGGGUUAAAAGAAAAAAAUUAUCCCAAACUUUUUAAUGUAUUGCUUUUGUUCCCCCGCCCCACUUCUCCUCUACCAUUUUAAGUUCUGACCUCAGGCCUCAUCUGGGCCCAGGGCCUCUCGGAGGCUUCAACGUUUUCUGUACUUUGUGAUGAAUGUUAAUAGGUGUUUUUAUUAUACGAAGCUGAAUGUCA